UGGUCAUAUUUGACUUCAGAUAGCGCAACAUCGCUGGAAUAGGCAAGGACACAGCCAAAGGAAAACGGUCUGUGUAAGUUGCCAAGUCUUUCGUUCGGGGCGGUUUAGUGUGAAACGCGUACUGCCCCGAGAAAAAUGGCUUCUCGCGAUAUUUUGCAAUGGACGGUUCUCAUGGCUGUAGCAAUUUCCUUUGCAUGUGGUGCGCAGUUUGGUCAGGGCACGGAUAUAGCUGAAGGAGGAUUUACAAAAGAGGGCUCAUGUCCAUAUGUUGACAAUCAAGAUGAAUGCCCUUUUCAGACAAAGCUAGAUUUUAGAUGCCUUAGAGAUUCUGACUGUGAAGGUGAACUGAAGUGCUGUCCUCAAGAUUGCAAACUGCAAUGUGUUUCUCCUGUUAAAAGUGAUAAAGGUGCCAACACACCAAAGUGUGUGGUCCCAGUUGAUCUUGCCUUCCUUAUUGAUGCCUCUGGUAGUAUACCAGUUGAAAGUUUUGGUGAAAUUCAGAAUUUUGUGAAAAAAGUUGUUGAUGCAUUUGAAAUAAGCGAAAGUGGAACACAUGUUUCUGCAAUCUGGUACUCAGAUGAAGCUCAAGUGGCCUUCAACUUCAACACCCUCAAAGGUGGCAACGUUACAAAGGAGAAUGUUUUCAAGCUCAUUGACUCAAUCCCAAAAACUGAUGGUAAAACAAGAAUUGACAUGGCUUUGAGGCUAGCAGCCAGUGAUGUAUUUAGUGAAAAAGGAGGUACUAGACCAGGAAAGCCUAAGAUACUCCUGGUUAUGACUGAUGGGAAACAAACACGGGAGCCUGAUGUAUCUGAUGCAGAAGAUCUACAUGAUGCAUCAAAGCCUCUGAAAGAAAGGGGUGUGCAGGUCUACUCUCUUGGAAUGGGACAGGAUUAUGACAUGGGUGAAUUGCUUGAUAUUGCCUCUGAUGAUGCAAGUGUAUUCAGGGGUGGUCAGAUAGAUGAAUUAGCAUCAGCUGUUACAAGAAUUACAGAACAGACCUGUAAAGGAUGCACACAAGAUGUGGACAUACAUUUUGCAAUUGAUUCCUCAAAUAAGUUCUCUGCCCAAGAUUUUGAUCUAUUGAGGAAUUUUUUAAAAGCCACAAUUGAUACCUUUGUGGUCUCUGGACGUGGGACACAUUUUUCUGCUUCGGUUUUUGGAGAUGACCCAAAAAUGCACUUCAAUUUCCACAGUGGUUCUUCCAAGGAGGAUGUGUUUACUGGUAUUGAAAAACUACCUCAUCUUCAGGAAGGAGAGUCAAAUAUGGACAAGGCUGCUAGAUUGGCAUCUACAGAGGCAUUUUCACUGAGAGGGGGUACAAGGCAAGGUUCUCCAAAGGUUUUUAUUUUAAUAACUGCUGGUAAUUGUGCAAGUUGCAAGGAAAGGCUAGUAGAUGCAGUGCAACCUCUUUUAAAUGAUGGUGUACAGAUUUUGACUAUUGGCAUAGGCAAUAAAGUGAACAAAAGAGAGGUUAUAGAAAUCUCUUCACAGCCACAGGACAAGAAUGUGUAUUUCGUCAACUCUGUAGAGCAGCUGCUAAAUUCAACCAUUAUACAAAGUAUCUCAAGUGCAGCUUGCCAAGGUCAUUCUGGUGUAUGUCCAGUUGUAAAAAGACCAUCCUCUUGCCCACCUGAAAUUUCUUACAAAUGUGAAUCAGAUAUGGACUGUAAAGAAGAUGAAAAGUGCUGCUUUGAUCAGUGUGGAAAAGCUUGUGUUAAAAAGAAUUUAGGUUGUUUAAAGCCACUGGAUAUUGCUUUUGCAAUAGAUGUUUCAUCGCGAAUAAGUCCUGUUGAUUUUCGUCUUCUGAAGGAAGGAGCAGUUAAAAUGAUUGACAACUUCAAAAUUGGUGAAUCAAAUAGCCAUGUUGGGUUACUCACAUUUUCUUCAGCUGUUAGGGUUGUCUUCAAUUUUGCACGGACUUACAGUAAUGAGAAAAUCAAAAGUCAAGUAAACAACCUUGUUCAGGAUUCAUCCACAGAAAGCAACAUAGAAUCUGCCUUGACUACUGCAAAACUUGAUCUUUUCAGUUUGAAAGGUAGAUCAAGAAGAGGUGUUCCAAAUGUUCUUGUCCUAAUAACUAAAAGCCCAUUGGUAUUCAAAGAAUCAGAUACAUUUCUAAAGGCUGCGGAUCAACUGAAAUCUGCCCUUGGUGGUGUUGAAUUGAUCAAUAUUGUUAUAGGACAGAAAGCUGGAUCUAACUAUGAAAUCCUAGAAAAAGCUUCAUCUCUGUCUGAGUCAACUGGCAAAAGUAAAUAUUUCCACUUCGAAAGAACUAGUGACUUUGUGAAAAACGCCAAUCUGCUGAGUAUUUCAUCACAAGCUUGCUCAGCAUCAUUUUUAAACAAGUGCCCAGUUGACUUGAAGGUGAAUGUUUGUAUUCAGAAGGAUCAUGAAUGUGAUCAAGAUUUUGACUGUCCUGGAUUCUAUAAAUGCUGUGGUAGUUCUUGUAAGAGGAGACUGUGUGUUGCAGCGCCAACUGUGUGUCCAGACAAAGUUGACUUAAUGCUCAUCCUUGACGAUUCUGCAAAAGUUGGUGAAAAGAAUUUCUUGAAGGUUCGAAAUUUUGCUAAAGUUCUGCUGCCAUUGUUUAAAGUGAAAGGUGACGGCACACAAGUUGCUGCAAUGACAUACAGUGACAGAGCUAAAAUGGCCUUUGGUUUCGACUUUAUGAAGGGCAAAACUGAGAAAGAUGUUUUGGACACAAUUGACUCUAUACCAUACACAGGUGGAAGCACAUCAAGAUUAGAUAAAGCAUUGGACCUUGCAACUACAAACUUGCUCUUAGAACGUCAAAAAAGAAGUAAUGCCAAGCAGACCAUAAUCCUGUUUACUGAUGGAAACACAGAUGUCAAGUCAAAUCGAUUAGAUCUAGCAUCAUGGCCACUUAGAGCUAGCAAAGUUCGAAUAAUUGCUGUUAGCGUAGGAGACAGUAUUAAUGAGAAACAAAUGGGAAAUGUUGUCAGUUUGCCUGUCUCUGAUAAUGUCUUCCUUGCCUCUAAUUAUGAUGAUAUUCGGAUGAGCAUAAGCGAGAUUACCGACAUGUCUUGCCAAGCAGCUCAAGAUACCCCAAAACCACCCAUUAAGUAUGAAAAAGGCCCCGCUGGAGAUGAAGGACCAAAAGGAGAUCCAGGCCCACCAGGACCACCUGGAGACAAAGGCCCAAAAGGACCAAUUGGUGGAACGGGAUUGAGAGGUGAUAAUGGAAUUCCAGGUGUCAAAGGCCAACCAGGUGAAGCAGGACCGCCUGGACCCCCAGGGGGCAUUACAAAAGGACCUGAUUCACUGUACAGAGCUGUAGGAAUCCUAGUGAGUGACUCUGGUGUGAACCCUCAAUUUGAUUACCAGCCCGGUGCAGAGGGGCCCCAAGGACCACCUGGAAAGGCUGGUGAAGUUGGUUUGACGGGAGACAAAGGCCCUAGUGGUGAUGCAGGCCCAAAAGGCGAGGUUGGGCGAGUGGGGCCUUAUGGACCACAAGGUCCUCGUGGUAAGGAUGGCGCUGAUGGGAAUCGGGGUCCAGCUGGAGGCCCUGGAGACAAAGGCCCUACUGGUCCCCAAGGGCCAGUUGGAAUUCCUGGAAAAGUCGGGCCACAAGGUCCAUUUGGAUGGAAAGGAGUCAGAGGUGCUGAAGGCGGUUCUGGUGAUGCUGGCACUAAGGGAGCUUCUGGUUUGAAGGGGUACCCUGGUGAGAAAGGUGCACAAGGAGAAGUUGGCUCCGUGGGAGCAGCCGGAGCAUCUGGAGAAGAUGGCCCCAUAGGACCACAAGGUGCUAGGGGACCACGUGGAAAGCAAGGCUCAGCUGGAAAGCAAGGAGACGGAGGUGAAGAGGGAUUCAUGGGUUCAACUGGUUUGCCAGGUUUGGCUGGAAAUAAGGGCUCUGCAGGUGCACCAGGUGCUCGCGGACAACCGGGAGCCAAAGGAGAACUAGGUUUAUCUGGACCUGAAGGCGCAAGGGGGUUGCCUGGACCUGCAGGAAUCUCUGGCAAAGAAGGGGUGUCAGGUGCUAAAGGAACGUCGGGCUCUGUUGGACCAUCUGGAGCACAAGGACUGCCUGGACCCGAAGGAGCUCAGGGGCCACAAGGACGUCAAGGGUUAAUUGGAUCCGAGGGACCAAAGGGUGAAAGUGGACAGCGUGGUGGUCGUGGUGCUGGAGGGCCCAAAGGAGAAGAGGGAGAGCCUGGACUCCGUGGAGCACCAGGACCCCAAGGUGCAGAUGGACCACUGGGUGCAACUGGUGCAGCAGGUCAAAGAGGACGAGCAGGACCAGCCGGCGAAAGCGGUCAACGAGGCAGAAAUGGAGAUCCCGGUCGCAAUGGUGCACAAGGAAUCAAAGGAGAGCCAGGAGAGAUGGGCAAUGUUGGAAGAGCAGGACAGAAAGGAGCAAGGGGCUUGCCAGGUCGCAUUGGUGAUCAAGGUGAAGCUGGACCACUUGGCCAGGCCGGAGCACCAGGCCAACCAGGGAAAGAUGGAAAACAAGGAGCAUCAGGUCCUAAUGGUAAAGAUGGAAGCAACGGAUCUCCUGGAGCUGAGGGUCAACAAGGUUUUCCAGGCCCUGUAGGCCCUCCUGGCGCAGUUGGAGACGCGGGACAAAAAGGAAAGCGUGGAGCUGAUGGCAAGGCUGGCAGGAAAGGUGUAACAGGAGAAUCUGGUCCAAUGGGCGAGACCGGCGUGCAAGGACCCCAAGGAGAAACGGGAUUGGCAGGUGAAUCUGGUCAACAAGGAGCUCCAGGAAUCGCAGGAUUGCAGGGUCCACCAGGUCCAACUGGCCCAGAGGGAAGUGCAGGAAAGGACGGCGCAAAGGGACCAAAAGGUAGUCCUGGUAAAGAUGGCCCACCAGGUCCACAAGGAGAAAGAGGAGAGAGCGGAUUGCCUGGACCCACUGGUCUCACGGGAAGGCAAGGCAGGCCCGGCGAGGAAGGAGAUGCUGGAGAACCAGGAGCUCGGGGAGACAGAGGACCUGAUGGACGUUCAGGUGCACCUGGUGCCCAGGGCUCGCCUGGACCCUCUGGACAACGUGGCCUUUCAGGAAGACGUGGCUCCAAAGGACCAAAUGGAAUCAGAGGACCUAAAGGUGCACAGGGAAGCAAUGGGCUGCCUGGAUCACCAGGUAUGCAAGGAAUGACUGGAAGACCCGGCUCAUCUGGACCAAGAGGAGAAAGGGGUGCUGAUGGACCAAGUGGUGCUCCAGGCCUCGACGGAAUCGCUGGACUGCCUGGGCAAACGGGGCCACAAGGUCUUCCAGGAAGAAACGGAGGUCAAGGCUUGCCAGGACCAUCAGGUCCACCUGGUGACAGGGGAAGAAAAGGUGGAAGAGGUGACCAGGGAGAAAAAGGAGAGGCAGGGCGACUAGGUUCCCCUGGGGCAGCAGGUCCAAUUGGGAAUGCUGGCGAAAAAGGAAGGCGUGGAGCAAUUGGAGAGAUAGGAGAAAUUGGAGAGCAAGGACCCAAAGGACCCCAAGGACCUUCUGGACCACCAGGUCCAACGGGACCAUCAGGACCUCCUGGACCUACUGGGCCCUCAGGCAAGGAUGGUAAACGGGGACCACGCGGAGACACUGGAGAACCUGGUGACAGAGGGCCACAGGGAACUGAGGGUGCUGCUGGAAAGGAUGGCAAACCUGGAAACCCCGGAGUUCCUGGAAAAGCUGGUGCCGUUGGAGCAGCAGGACCAAGAGGGCCAGCAGGCAACAGAGGACCUGCGGGUAUGGCAGGUCUCCCAGGCUUGACAGGACAGGGAGGACCAGUUGGUGCUAAGGGCUACCCAGGCCUUAACGGUAGAGAUGGAAGCAAUGGUAAAGAGGGACCACAAGGCAGAACUGGGCCACAGGGACCUGCAGGGGCAAUUGGAGAUCCAGGAUCAUCGGGUAACGAUGGAGUUGCUGGAACAUCGGGACUGCCUGGCGUAGAUGGCAGACUGGGUGAAAAAGGCAACAGAGGUAACCCUGGGACUCCUGGAGCGCCUGGAGAUGAAGGAAGACCUGGUGCCCCAGGUGCCAAAGGAAAUGCUGGUGAAUCUGGAUAUGUUGGACAAUCAGGAGACAGGGGACAACCCGGUAGGAAGGGAGAAUUUGGUGAAACUGGUGUAGCAGGAGGUCCAGGUGAUGCUGGUGCUGAAGGAACUGCAGGAAGAAAGGGACUUAAAGGCAACCAGGGUGCAACCGGUAUUCCUGGCGGUCCUGGAGACGUGGGUGAUAAAGGCAACAAAGGAUAUCAAGGUGUACAAGGUCCACCUGGACUCUCUGGUGCUCGUGGCAACGCUGGUCCUGAUGGCCCAGCAGGACGAAGGGGACCAAGGGGAGCAUCAGGUUUAGAUGGAGCAAAAGGAAAUGACGGUCCUUACGGCGAACCCGGAGAGCACGGAAAACCAGGCGCAGCAGGAUCACCAGGACCGGCUGGACCACCUGGACCGCCCGGAGAGAUGAUCCCGAUAUCAGCUCAAAUUGCUGGCUACAUGACAGUUGGCGGGCUGCAGAAGGGUCCAUCCUACGGUGGCUACCAAUAUGGUUACAAUCAAUAUAGCGGAAAACUUGGAUCCGAAGAAGAAAAAGUUGUCAACAAGGGUGUGAAAUCUUUCAAUGACUACAUAACCCUUUUGAAACACAUAGAGGAAACAAAAUCAUUCAGCGGAACUCAAAGUGAUCCUGCUCGAACCUGUAAAGAUCUUUUCAUGCGUUUUCCUAACAAGAAAAGUGGUGACUACUGGGUCGAUCCAAACGAAGGAUCAAGUGUUGACAAAGUCCUUGUUUUCUGUGAUAGGAACACAAGCGAGACCUGUGUUUAUCCUAAGCAACCGACGAUUGAUAAAGAUCAGUGGCAAACUGGAGGUGACAAGUACAAGUGGGUCAUGCAACAUUUGAUGGGAGAAAUUGAAGGAGUCCUUUACGCUGCUGAAAUACGUCAAAUAAAAGUCUUGAAAUUGUUCAGUACACGGGCAAGACAAUCGGUCAAGUACUUUUGCCAAAACUCUCAUGCAUGGACAAAAGCAGAUGGCAAACUUAUCCGAAAAACUCUUAAAUUCCUAACAGAUAAUGAGAAAGAGGUCCAUGGACAUAGCUUUGAUGCAGAAAUCACGCCAAAGAUCGUUAAUGAUGGAUGCAAGGUCAAGGAUGGGAAAUGGCAUGAGACGGUCUUCAACUUUGAGACAAAAAAUCUGGACGUGCUCCCAAUAUUGGAUGUUGCUGCUCAUGACAUUGGUGAUGGAAAUGAGAAAUUUGGUUUGGAAGUGGGACCAAUUUGUUUUUCAUAGAUAGUUAGAACUAGAGACUGCUCGGUUAUUUAGGCAUACAGUUUCGUGUCUCUUUUAUAAUAUGAGAACGUGGUAGUAAUGAAGGUUUAGGGUUUUUGCAAGCUAUAAUCUUUGCCUUUUGACCUGCCAGCUGUAGAGCUUGACGAAAAUUCCAAUUUUUUAAAAUAGCUCAGGGAAUUAUGUUUUACAAGUUAUCUUAUUUUUAUCGAUUAUGCUAUUGGGCUUUAUGUGUUUAUUUGUAGUUCAAAUUUGUAAAAUGAAUUGUUAUGCCUUA
Messenger RNA from Rhopilema esculentum, 7519 nucleotides. Lineage: Eukaryota; Metazoa; Cnidaria; Scyphozoa; Rhizostomeae; Rhizostomatidae. The record is from RefSeq and is a predicted model, not a curated record.